AUGUCCGCACGGACGAUUUUUAUCAAUUCCGUCUCCUGGUGGCUGAUUUGCUUCACUCCUGAAAAUGCAUUUGAAAAACUUUGCUCCAACAAAAUUUCGCUUUUUAUCCUGGCGUUUUUCAAAGAACUGUUCCGGGCGAAGAAAGUUCUUUAUGCGGCGGAAAUUGGUUUCGUCGUCUAUAAUGGAAACUUGCUGCUCUCCAUCCUCCUUGGCCUCGUCGGUGCUAUGGGUUGUGAAUUCAUCCUCAAUCUCGGAUCGAGCCUUUCUUCCGCCCAAGAAAAGCAAAUCGAAAAACUGACACCAAGCGAUUUUACGAAAAUGGCCUUUUUCUUUUCUUCACUUCAUGUUUUCGCCCUCUCAGGCUGCGAAAUUGCUCCAGGAAAAAAUAUGAUCAUCACUUGCCAAGCACUGCUUAUGUUUGCGCUCGCUUUUCUGUCGAAGAUUGGUAAACCUGUUUCUGUUUUUGAUCGACUGGAUUCGCUGAUGAUGAGAAUUCUGACUUUCGGAGCUGAUAAUAAAGAAAAACAAGAAUGA
Molecule: messenger RNA, 534 nt
Organism: Oikopleura dioica
Lineage: Eukaryota; Metazoa; Chordata; Appendicularia; Copelata; Oikopleuridae
Source: the annotation of a GenBank genome assembly